Tetranychus urticae (two-spotted spider mite) is the source of this 903-nucleotide messenger RNA. RefSeq names its product large ribosomal subunit protein mL51. Gene Ontology annotation, biological process: translation. Gene Ontology annotation, cellular component: mitochondrial large ribosomal subunit. The record is from RefSeq and is a predicted model, not a curated record. Lineage: Eukaryota; Metazoa; Arthropoda; Arachnida; Trombidiformes; Tetranychidae. Gene Ontology annotation, molecular function: structural constituent of ribosome.
AUUAAUUCAUCCCUGAUGCAUUCUCGUGUUUACAAAUGAUUUUUACAUUGUUUAAAUCUGAGUUAUUUAAUUAAAAUCAUUUCUUAUGAAGUUUUUAUGAUUUUUGUAUUGUUCGUCUAAACUUUUGAUUUCUGUUAAAAUGCAUUUAGUCAGAUUGAUGAAACAAAUGCCUGAUCUUUGCAGGUUUAAUAUAGGGUUUUCGAGAUUUUCAACUCAAUCAUCUGAUAACAAUUAUGCUGAAUAUGAAAGGAGAAAAUUUGCCCGAAGAUUUGGUAACAUUGUUCGACAUCAUGAUAAAGGUAUGUUACCUAGAUUGGGCAGAAAAGAAGCUGGAUUAAAAAGUAUUCCUGUUAAACCAAAGACAAAUCCAUGGCAUCCGAGAAAUGCUAUGUUUGGACAAAAUGAUUAUAUUGACAUUUUAGGUUCUGGUAACACUCAUCCGGCUAGUUUACUCAAGCAUAUUCCUUAUUGGAUUCGAGGCUGGCGUGGACAUGAAAUGGAAAUGCUGCAAAGGCAAGCUGCUGCUGAACCGACUAUGGCAACUUCUCGCCCUGAGAAAUGGGAAUAUCUUCAAAAGCGAAUAGAUUAUUUAUAUAAAUACAGAAACCGCAAAAGUGCCCCUCCAAAACGGAUUCAAAAGUAUAUUUAAUAGGUGAAAAGUAAUUGCAAGUGUUCAAGAGUGAUUUCAAAUUGAUUACUCGUUGAUUGUUAGUAUGAUAAUUCGAUUUAUAACUUGUGUUAUUAUGUCACGAUAUAAUCGGUGUUGUUUACACCAUUAGAAGAUGAAGGAAUGCUUCCACCACUUUCCAUUUUCUUUCAAUGUUUUUGAGAAUGGAAAUUGUCCUCUGAAGUUUUCUUGAAAUUCUUUGAAAGAUUAAAUUAAACAUGUUUAUUUCCAUUGAA